Musa acuminata subsp. malaccensis (wild Malaysian banana) is the source of this 755-nucleotide messenger RNA. Lineage: Eukaryota; Viridiplantae; Streptophyta; Magnoliopsida; Zingiberales; Musaceae. The record is from RefSeq and is a predicted model, not a curated record.
AUGUCACUUGUUUCAUUGGAGGUGGAAUCACACACUGCAACUUAUUCUGGAUCACCAGGAUCCCUUAGAGAAAUCUUGGAGACUCAUGAAAGCACUAUUGCUGUGAUCCCAACACUGGAUACAAGAGCUCAAGCUACGUUCAACUAUGUUAAAGCCGUGAUCGAAGCCUCAGGGUUGAGCACUAUUGACUUUUCAGAGAGAUGCCAUUUGGGAGAUGAAUUGCUUGCCCGAUCCUUGUUUGAUGAAGUAGAAAUUUCAAGUUCUCCACAGAUAGAUGAUCCAAAGCUUCUCUUUGAUUGCUGCAUCAAUGAAGCCUCUGAAGAGAUCUUCAAAUGCCCCCCUUGGGUGUCUUUGAACACAUCCAAUGUUCAGCAGGCUCCGGUAGCACAAUGCUUAAUUCGAGAAGUCAGUAGGGGAAUCGAAAGGCAAAUUCCCAUGCACUUGCCAAACUCAUUAGAUCAGAUAGUAACAAAGGACUUGGGGAGUGGAAGCUGGUUGGACCUUCAGUUCGAAAUUGAGAACAUCGUCGACAAGAUACGGGACACUCUCCCUCCUUGAUGAUUCAGUGGACGAAACUAUAUUCGACAUGUCGCUUGAUCUCUGAGCUGGAUGGUGAUGCUCCUUGUCUUGCUCAUGGUUUGAUAUGUAUGUUCAUCUCUAUGGAUACUUGUAGAAGUCCAUUUCUACGGACAUGAAAAGGAAGAAUGCACAUGCCUUCUACCUAAUUGUUAAUGCUCUGCUGAGAAUUGGUGGAA